CUCCGCUCAAAAUUGCCAGCCGCUUCGACACUCCCAGCAUGCAGCUUGGCCACUUUGAACGACCCCAUUCAAGACUGAGUGACAGUGUGAUCGGCCACGUACUGCCACGUGGGCGACCAAGACACACGACAGGCGAUGCAGGUCUUCAGACUCCAUUGGAGACAGCACUACGUACAGCCCCGGCCUUUCAGGACUCCGCAAGAAGACCGGGUCGUUUGACCAGUACGUCGAGGGGUGGCGCUGCUACGAGACCCUUGUCCGACGCCACCCAGGUUGCCCUCUGUUAUGCUGACAAGACGAUGCGAGCGCCAGUAGACAAUACAAGACUGUUCGACCUUAAGCGUCUUCGAGACGUCGAGGAGAUGGACAAGUUCGAGAAACUUGAGAUCAAGAAGGCCAUCCGACGCGAGCAGUGCCGAAACAACCAGGCACGCUACCGUGACCGACAACGCGCCCUGCAAAGGCGAAUGCAACACGAGGUGCAGCAGUUGCAUGAAGAAGUGCAAGGACUGAAGCUAAAGCGCCAACGUCUACGCUUCAAGGAAAAAACCAACCGCAGUGCGUGGAGUAUCGUGAGCGACGUGUUUCGCCUGCUGGAAACCGGUUUCCGCUCUCCGUGGUACAUGACGAAUACAGAUGAAAUGAUGAAGCAUACUGAAACGAGGCAGAUUCUGACCGAGUUACAGAAGGCGUUCGAGCACGACGUGGGUAUGGGAGCGAGUCGAGGAACUAGUUCCUGGUGUUGUGACGGCUACCGCCCGGUUCAAAUUGACGGUGUCGGAAUUCACACUGCGCUGUGUGUUUCCGCACCUGGAGAAGCCGAAGAAUGGGGGUGA
Molecule: messenger RNA, 836 nt
Organism: Phytophthora nicotianae INRA-310
Lineage: Eukaryota; Oomycota; Peronosporomycetes; Peronosporales; Peronosporaceae
Exons: 2
Coding region: 39-836 (265 amino acids)
Source: RefSeq, a predicted model, not a curated record